Messenger RNA from Penicillium canariense, 2451 nucleotides. It is a transcript of the gene sip5, whose product is annotated as Sip5p. The record is from RefSeq and is a predicted model, not a curated record. The transcript has 2 exons. Lineage: Eukaryota; Fungi; Ascomycota; Eurotiomycetes; Eurotiales; Aspergillaceae. Gene Ontology annotation, cellular component: cytoplasm. Bases 1 to 2451 code for a protein of 816 amino acids.
AUGGGUAACUCGCAGACCAAGGAGUCCCGCACCGCCCCGCCGCACCGCAGUCAGCAAUGGUCCUCUUCCGAUGGCCCCGGCAGUGGACGGGCGCUAUACCAGGGCCCUCGGUCGGGCAGAAGUAGUCGGCCAGACUUGUCUAUCCUCGGCAUCGGCAGCAGCCAUCAUCAGGACCGUGACGUGGCCUCCCUGGAACACCGGCGCGAAACAAAGCAGGAGCGGGAGGCCCGCCGCUUGGAGAAGGAACGGGCGGCUCGUGUGAAGGAGAGGGAACGCAGUAUGAAAGAGGAACAUGUGGAUGGAGGCUAUCUUGUCACUCAGGGCGUGUAUGUGGGCACAGAGGACUUCAACAAGGCGGUAGUCCGGCAACUCAUGAUUGAACGUCGCUUGGCCCCCUUCUGGAGAGGGUUGAAUGACUUCUCGGAAUCAUGGGCGGAGCACCAGAUUAUGGCCGCCGCGCGCGGAAUGAUCAUUCCCCCGCCGGACGAGAUCCCACCGGAGUUGGAGUACAUGCCUCCCAAGGCCAGUGAUACGAAGGGGUCUGCCGAGGCGAAUAUCCAGCAUCUCACAGUGCCCAUCACGUCUCGGUCGCAGUCCCUGAACUCCGACCUCUCGCAAUCCUCCAUGCCCGCGCAGUCGUUGCCGUCGGCGAUCGCAUCAGGCACCUCCACCUCGCCGCUAUUCCGCGCCCGAGCAAAGACCCUCGCAGCCCUGACGACCUCCUCAAGGCAUGGCUCCCAGACUGAUCUGACCCCCCGAGAACUCCAGCUUCCCAAGGAUCCGUUCGUGAACGGUCAACCCAUCGAGGUCUAUCUCUACAAAGAUGCGACUGAAUGCCCCAUUUGCUUCCUGUACUAUCCCCCGCAUCUGAACCGAACUCGAUGCUGUGAUCAGCCCAUCUGCUCGGAAUGUUUUGUUCAGAUCAAGCGCCCGGAUCCGCAUCCCCCAGAGCACGACCAGCCCGGUACUAAUGCCCCGGCUCGGGCUCCGGCCGAGGGCGAACAGGAGCAGCAGGCAGCUGAAUCGACGGACGGCCAGCUUGUAUCAGAGCCCUCCGCGUGUCCUUUCUGCGUCCAGCCUGAGUUUGGGGUCACCUAUACCCCGCCAUCCUUCCGCCGUGGCCUAACCUACGCCGCCGACCCCAGCGCCCGCCCCUCGCCCAACAUCAUCUCUCCCGUCUCUUCCACUUCAUCUCUGUCGUCCGCACAUCUUCUUCCCGCAACCGGUCGCCGCCGUGCGACCUCCUUGUCUGCGAGCGACCCUACUGUGGUUACGACGGACAAGGUCCGUCCGGACUGGGCGCAGAAGUUGGCUAAUGCCCGAGCUCAUGCAGCUCGUCGGUCGGCCGCAGCGACUGCCCUUCACACCGCGGCGUAUUUGAUGAAUUCCAACAACUCCGGGAGCGAGUCGCGGGGCCUCGGUCUGGGGCGCCGAGGGUUGCGACGAGCGACGUACGGGGAUGCCGGCCGGUCCGGAUCCCCUGCCCUCAAUGCGCUCGCAUUCUUGACCGAACGGCCUGACCGAACCCCGCCUCGGGUGCCUGCGGCCGCGCCCGACACGGAUUCAGCAGAGGACGGGCAAGGGAAUAUCGCACCGGCACGAGAGAGCUCCAGGCGCACCCGCUUUGAUGACCUGGAAGAAAUGAUGAUGAUGGAGGCGAUUCGGUUGAGUUUAGCCAGUGAGGAGGAUCGGCGGCGGAGAGAAGAGAAGGAAAUCAAGAAGGAAGCGAAGAAACGCGAAAAGGAGAGGGAAAAGGAGGCCCGGAAGGCCGAUAAGGCGGCUCGCAAGACUGGCCUGUACAGCAACAAUGCCAGCACUUCCGCAUUGUCUGUUCCCCUGGAAGGCCCUUUAGGCAAAGCCAGCAGCUCAUCCUCCAUUGCUGAAGAAGCCUCGACUGCAGGGAAGGGCAAAGCCGUUGAUCGGGCCCCCCCAUCACUAACGGUAGGCACUCCCCUGCCUGCCUCCUCGACCGCGUCCAGUGCAACAGAUCAAUCCCUCGCCCCGCCUGAUCUGUCGGGGAAUGCCGAACCAUCCAAACCAUCUCAUCUACGACACGUCUCGAGCGCCUCUUCGUCGUUCUCGUCGAUCAUGGAAGCUAAUCCGGACGAACGGGUGGGCAACGUCGCGGCAGACGGGAGCAACACCUCUCUCGAACCGAUGUUCAACUUCCGCAGCCUGGCUGCCGUGAUCGGCGAUGAGGAAAAGGGGAGCGAGUCCGAGCAUGUCGAGGACAGUGCCCAGCACGUGGCGGGUUCCUCGAGUGCGACUCCCUCCGUCCACCAGCCCUCGGCCGAUGUGGCCCGGACCGAUGGUGAGCCCGCCACGGCUGAGAAGACCCCGCUCGGGACACCUCCGGUGGACGUGCAGGGCCCGGGCGGCAUCUCCCCCAAAGAACUGGAGACUCGCUCGGUUGAAAUUACGAGCGCCGCGAACCCCGAAGCGACCUCGUGA